AUGAAGUCGACGGUGAUCUUCGCGUUGUUUGUGGUCGCGAUCGCAGCCGUUGGGCAGGUCGCUAGUGAUGUCGUAAUUUGCAACUACGAAAAGUUUGAUCUUUACGAUGCGAUGUACAAGAAGCGGCAGGACGAUUUCUGUGUGUUCCAGAACGUGUUUAUGUCAACGGACGUGCGGUACGGGGACUUUAUGGCCAGCAGCUUGGACUACCAGAAGAUUGCGUUUACGAACUCGCGGUUCCCGAUCGUGCCGCCGUCUCUGUAUCGAAACUUUGACGACAUCAGGGAGUUGUACGUGAGGCGGUGUAACAUUGAAACGCUUCGGGUUACCCGACUCGUUGAGAAGAUGUACGCCGGAAGCAACCAGAUCACUUCCGUUUCUAUUGACGGAAAUGGAUCCAACAACUUGAAGGAGCUGUACCUGGAGUCCAACAUGAUUAAGGACAUCGCGAACCUUACCAAUCUACCAAAUCUGCAGGUGUUGGUUCUCGAGAACAACCCAAAACUGGGAAACACAGACUUUGCAAUGUUCUCCCGAAUGACCAAACUGUGGAAACUCGACCUGGAAAACACCGGCAUGACCAAGAUCAUCAACACACUCCGGCUGGACCUGACCGAACUGAAGCGACUCGAUCUGUCCAACAACCAGCUCACCUACAUCGACAUGCAUCAGUUCCACUCGUUCCCCAAACUUGAGAACCUCUGGCUCAGCGGCAACAAAAUGUACUUUAUGGAGAUGGAACCCAUCCGGGCGAUCCUCCCGGAAAUCCGCAGCAUCGUGAUUGACGACAACUACUGGGGCUGCCAGCACCUGGCCAUCAUCAGCAAAUACAUGCUCGACAACGGCAUCAUCAUCCGCCAGGGCGAGUGCAAAUCCCGCAACAUCCACAAAGUGUGCUGCUCCGACACGACCGACCUCGUCGACAACCGGUACCUCAUCGAGAUGAAAAUCCGGUCCGAAUCCAAGCUGGAAGAAUCCGUCAAAACCCUCGAACGGGACAACCUCGCCCUGCUAGACACCGUAGAGGGAAUGCGCGUCCAACUCAACAGCCUCAUCCUCAACUACACCGCCAAGAUGGAGGAGAUGCGACAAACGGCGAUCGCAGCGAGACCGGUGGCGGAUCCCGUGGAAGAUCCGGACUCGCUAGAAUCAGCCGAAGCCGAGGAUUACGCGUACUACGAGAGCGAGGAACGUCACAAAGUUGUCGAAGCGGAGGCCAUCGAAGUUACGACGGAAAAGUCGAGCGCCGAAGAUGUCUCGUCCGAGCAAAACAGGGUGGAGUGA
Molecule: messenger RNA, 1284 nt
Organism: Culex quinquefasciatus (southern house mosquito)
Lineage: Eukaryota; Metazoa; Arthropoda; Insecta; Diptera; Culicidae
Exons: 1
Coding region: 1-1284 (427 amino acids)
Molecular function (GO): protein binding
Source: RefSeq, a predicted model, not a curated record